UUUGUUCAUUGGGUUGUAUCGGAGUUGGAUCUUAUCCCGUCAUUCCAGUUCUUUGCUAACAUGGAUUUGAGGAAAUAUCUCUGCCGGACUCUAAAAUGGCGUUUGUGCCACAAACUGUUGUCGCAGUGCAUUCUCUUUCUCUUUUUUUUGAGUCACAAUGCCACCGGACAAAUAAGAUACUCGAUCCCCGAGGAGAUGAAGAAAGGUUCCCUUAUUGGAAAUGUCGCAUCGGACCUUGGGAUAAACACUCAGAGGCUCCGUUCUGGUCGGGCCCGUAUCGUGACCGGAGAAAACAUCCAGUACACCGAGCUGAAGACAGACAAAGGGACUUUGACCGUGAAUGAGAGAAUAGAUCGAGAGCAGCUUUGCGGAGACGUGACGCCGUGUAGCUUCAGUUUUGAUUUGAUUUUAGAAAACCCGAUGGAAUUACACCACGUCACAGUCGAAGUGUUAGACAUAAAUGAUAAUUCGCCUUCUUUCCAUCAGCACGACAUGAAACUGACGAUUGGAGAAUCAGCCGCUCCGGGGGCACGUUUUGUUUUGCCAACAGCAAAUGAUCCUGAUGUGGGAGUCAAUGGGCUUCAGGGCUACCAUUUAUCUCCGAAUGAAAAUUUUAUUUUAAUGAAGCAUUCAAAUACUGACGGAAGUAAAUAUGCGGAGAUGGUACUGGAGAAACCGUUGGAUAGAGAGCGAUACCCGAGUCUGUCGUUAAAACUGAUAGCAGUAGACGGUGGAACGCCACAGAAAUCUGGUACAGUAAAUAUAGAUAUUACUGUCCUAGAUGCUAAUGAUAAUUCUCCCGUUUUCAAUCAGUCAGUCUACAAAGCUACUGUAAUGGAAAAUUCUGUAAAAGGAACAUAUAUCAGUACUGUGAAUGCAACUGAUGCUGAUAGUGGCUCAAAUGGUUUGAUUACUUAUUCUAUUUCUAAAAUGCAGGGCAACAUUGACAGGAUAUUUGAAAUUAACAAGACAACGGGUUUGAUAUUUCUUUCAGGGGAAGUAGACUUUGAAAAAGCAAAGAAAUAUGAAAUACGCAUUGAGGCAACGGACCAGGGAGCUUUGACAGACUCGUCUAAAGUUAUAGUGGAUGUAAUUGACGUGAAUGAUAAUCCGCCUCUCAUAAAUGUGAUGUCAUUCACUAGUCCCGUGUCAGAGGACUCCCCUCCUGGAACAACUAUUGGCAUCAUAAAUGUAAAAGACCUCGAUUCAGGUGAUAAYGGACAAGUUAACUGUAGAAUAGAACAAAACGCACCUUUUAAGAUCAAAUCUAAUUUAAGAAAUUAUUAUACAUUAGUGACAGACACUGUGUUAGAUCGUGAAAGUGCUUCAGAAUAUAACAUCACUGUUGUUGCGACAGAUGCAGGAAUUCCU
Messenger RNA from Paralichthys olivaceus (Japanese flounder), 1371 nucleotides. Its product is annotated as protocadherin gamma-A11-like. Gene Ontology annotation, molecular function: calcium ion binding. The record is from RefSeq and is a predicted model, not a curated record. Lineage: Eukaryota; Metazoa; Chordata; Actinopteri; Pleuronectiformes; Paralichthyidae. Gene Ontology annotation, biological process: homophilic cell-cell adhesion. Gene Ontology annotation, cellular component: plasma membrane.